Toxorhynchites rutilus septentrionalis is the source of this 623-nucleotide messenger RNA. Its product is annotated as histidine-rich protein PFHRP-II-like. The transcript is spliced from 2 exons. The record is from RefSeq and is a predicted model, not a curated record. Lineage: Eukaryota; Metazoa; Arthropoda; Insecta; Diptera; Culicidae. Bases 57 to 551 code for a protein of 164 amino acids.
CACAAUCAGUUCGUCAAUUCAUACAGUACUCCUAAGUUAACCUUAGAACAACAAUCAUGAAGUGCAUCGCAGCUGUAGUCAUGGUGGCCCUCGCCGUUGUUGCUGAAGGUUCAUACGUUCCAUCGAUCUAUGCUCAUCAUGCUGCUCCAGUUUUGAGCCAUGCUGCCCAUCAUCUGGUCAACCCAACUGUUGUCCAAUCUAACGAUCAUCACAGCUGGGCUCAUGCAUCCCUCGCCCACAACACUCUGAUUCAUCACGCUCCAGUUCUGGCUCACAACCACUGGGAUGCCCAUCAUGUUCCAGCCGCCAUCGCUGUCAACAGUCACUGGGAUGCUCACCACGUUCCAGCUGCUGUUGCCAUCAACAACCAUUGGGGACAUCAUGGACACUGGGAUAACCACCAUCAUGCCGCCGCUGUUGUCGUUGCCCCAGUUGAGCACUCUGCCACUUAUGUCGCUGCCAACCGUGGUGCUGUCCACAAGGCUCCACUCGCCGGACAUGCCGUCAACCAGAAGUCCCUGAAUCUGGCUCCAGCUCCAGGAACCCUGUAAAUAACAGCAGCUCAGAGAAUCGUGUAAAUAACUGUGAUGUGACCAAGUAGAUGAAUAUAGUUUGAAUUGAUU